This is a messenger RNA of Procambarus clarkii (red swamp crayfish), 468 nucleotides long. Lineage: Eukaryota; Metazoa; Arthropoda; Malacostraca; Decapoda; Cambaridae. The record is from RefSeq and is a predicted model, not a curated record.
AUGUUAGUGCAUUCAGAUUACAAACCUUAUCAGUGUCCAGAGUGUGGGAAGAGAUUCAAGUGUCUUAGCUAUAUUAAGAAGCAUAGAAAGGUGCAUACGGAUCAAAAACCGUUUGAAUGUGCUGAGUGUGGCAAAAAAUUUAGAGAACGUGGACAUAUAAAUCGACACUUGUUAGUGCAUUCAGAGUGUGGGAAGAGAUUCCGUCUCCGUGGAGCCAUGAAGAGGCAUAGGAUAGUGCAUACAGGUCAAAAACCUUUUGAAUGUGCUGAGUGUGGAAACAAAUUUAAAGAACGUGGAACUAUGAUAAAACACAUGUUCGUUCAUUCAGAAUCACUGACUUAUGAUCUUAUGAAUUUUAAAUCCUCUCCAAAUUUGUGUAAGGUUCUUUUUAUACUGCCAAUACUGAAAUGUGUGAUGAUCGGUCAGGCUCUGGAAGACCCUAUGGUGGCACUGCUAUCCUGGACCUAG